Molecule: messenger RNA, 821 nt
Organism: Mytilus californianus (California mussel)
Lineage: Eukaryota; Metazoa; Mollusca; Bivalvia; Mytilida; Mytilidae
Product: isochorismatase domain-containing protein 1-like
Exons: 5
Coding region: 19-615 (198 amino acids)
Cellular component (GO): cytoplasm
Source: RefSeq, a predicted model, not a curated record
ACUACGAAUUCGUACAAAAUGGCAACACGACGCCUUGGGAAUCUUUGUGCCGAUAAAACUGUAUUUUUCUUAUGUGACAUGCAAGAACGAUUUCGUAAUGCUAUUAAAUAUUUUCCAGAAAUUACAGAAGUAGCCUCAAGACUUGUACAAGCUUCAAAGCUCUUGAAUAUUCCAUUGAUAGUGACUGAACAGUAUCCAAAAGGACUAGGGAACACUGUAUCAGAAUUAGAUAUUUCACAUGCUGCAGGAACAUUUGCCAAAACCAAGUUUAGUAUGGUUGUACCAGAUGUAGAGAAACAACUAGAGAACUUAUGUUCUAACAAUGUUAAACAUAUUGUACUAUUUGGUAUUGAGACUCAUGUAUGUAUCCAACAAACUGUGAUUGAUCUACUGAAUAAAAAUUAUGAAGUGCAUAUAGUAGCAGAUGCCUGUUCAUCAAGAUCACAAACAGACAGAGUAUUUGCAUUAGAGAGAUUUCGUCACAUGGGUGCAACAGUAACAACAAGUGAAGCUGUACUUCUACAGUUAAUAGGGGAUAAAGAUCAUCCACAGUUUAAGGCAAUUCAAAGUCUUAUAAUGAAAAGUGCUCCAGAUACAGGACUUGUAAAACUUUAACAUUAAUCAACUAGGAACUUUUAUAUGUAGAUUAUUAUGAUUGUAUAGGAAAAAAAGGUCAUUUUGAACAUUAAUCUACAGAUGUACACUGUGAAUGAAUACAGUGUAUCCUUUUGUUGUAAGUUACUGUACUAUUGUUGGUGAUUUUACGACUUUUCUUUGAAAUGCUUUUAUAUAGUUUACUUCAGAGUAAUUGAAAACAAAAA